UUGUCAUCUAGUGGAGCGACUGAGCAUGAAGUAACAUGGAGAUGCCGUUGGCCUUUGCUAUAUAUUCGUGCAUGAAGUCGAUCAGGAGGCACCACCAAACCAUUGUCUCCGAACAAAAGCAUUCUCAAACACUCCUUAACCCCAGCUUUUGCCUUUUGGAAAUGGCGGAAGCAGCGCUCUUCAGCAUUGCCACUGCCGUACUGAAAAGCCUCGCCACCGAAAUUGCGAAACCUGGAGGCACCUUCGCUUCUCAGAAGGUCCAGUUGCUCUGGUGUGCCAAGGACGAGCUCCGAAGCCUUGAGGGCACCGUCCGGACCAUCCGAGCUGUGCUUUUGGAUGCCGAGAAGCAGCAAUGGGACAAGGAGCAGGAGCAGGUCACGCUUUGGCUCGGGAGGCUCAAGGACGUGCUGUACGACCUACAGGACUUGCUCGACGAUGUCGCGACCGAAGAUCUGAGGCGGAAGGUCACUCCCGGCAAAAAGAUGUCGAAAGCGGAGGUCUUGGAAAAACCGCACUUGCACGACUAGUGUACAACGAUGUGGAGGUAAAAGAACAUUUUGGGCUUAAGAUGUGGGUGUGUGUGUCUGAUGUCUUUGAUG
Messenger RNA from Rhodamnia argentea, 599 nucleotides. RefSeq lists its product as uncharacterized. The record is from RefSeq and is a predicted model, not a curated record. The transcript has 3 exons. NCBI's taxonomy places the organism in Eukaryota, Viridiplantae, Streptophyta, Magnoliopsida, Myrtales, Myrtaceae. The coding region runs from base 36 to 527 and encodes 163 amino acids.